CAUACAUUGUAGCGUUGUGGUUGUUUGGAGUGAAUUGUAUUGUGUUUACUAUUUGCUUAACAAUUGUUGGAUAAGGAUAAGUAUUGUGCAGAUUAUGGCGUGAAUAACUGGAUACGAGCAAAAAGCCUGUAGUAUAUGCCUUUAUAUAUUUCAUAUAUUAGUAGGCAUAAUUUCUCUGUAUUUUCAUCAGGUAAAUAACGAAUACAAUUAAUACGUGUUUAAAAUAGUGCUAAAUUAACGAAUGAUGGCAGAGGAGAAAACGGACGCACCACCAACAAUCGCAGUAACUAGCAGUAAUGUAACGAUUACGACCGUACCUGAGAAUGGACACGAUGGGGCUAGGCCGGAUGUUAGUGGGCCCUUAAUCAUUCCGGACAAUAACAUGGUUAGCAUUGCUUUAAUGUCGGAUUUUUUAAGACAGCCUCCUUCUAAUUUCCGUGUGAAAGGUGUUACAAGUAACGGACAACCCGGCGCCACUACUGCUGGAGAUCAAGUUCUAACGCACGACAGGGAUGAAAUAAAUGUAUGUGUGCGUCUUGAAGAAAAUGCAAGGAAAUUUGAAAAUAAUAUGGGCGGGUUCUUCCCUGUUUUAACCGAGUCGGCCUUGGAAGCUAUUUCUCGGACUUUGUGCAACAGGCCAAUAUUACUAGACAUCCGACUGAGACAGAAAACCAAGUACAACACUAACACGGUGGUCAUUAUUCAUGAUGACUUUGCAGUUAUUGUGAAUACACAGCAUGAACGAAUUAAACAACAGCUAGCGAAUGCUUUCGAAGAAGCUAAAUCAUGUGCAAAAGUGGGACGAAAGUUUGUUCUUACGCUUGACUUUGGACCGCUUCUCAAGGAUUGGCUCAACACGUUUCUGGUACAACAGGGUCUACAAGAAUACGAAUGGUACUCGAAAACGGAAUCAAAAAAUGGACGAAUAGUAAUAACAAACCACUAUGAGUUACCAGAACAUUGUACUGGGUCACGUGACAAUAUUCUGAUGUGGCUUUUAUGUUUUCCCUGUUGUUUUCUCUCCUGUCCAUGCUACAAUAUGUACCGUGCGGUUACAUGUUAUGAUAGGAAGAUUCGGUUUAUUGCACAAGUAUCUCUGAUGCAUAAAGAGGGUACUAGCCUAGCAGACACAAAAACAGAAUUGGUCGCCAUAAUUCAUCGAGAUUCGGCAAGAUUCGGAGCUUCCUGGAUACGAAGCUAUCAUCGAUUCCGGCGCAUGCUCACUAAUUUUUCAAACGGCAGCUGUACGUCGUAGAAGAAAUUGUGUGUUGAUUGAAAAUGAGAAUUAUAUUUCACAUAUUUUUAUUUUCAUAAACUUAAAUAUUGAAUAUUCUUUUAAUAUUUAAUAGUGUAUAUAGAAAAUAUUUUUUGUAAUUAGCCAUAUUUCACAGCAAUCCAAAUGUAGGGCCUAUUGAUUAGGUUAUGCCACAACAUGUAAUUUACAACGCAUUUUACAUUUAUUCUCUUGUACAUUAGUAAGAUUGUUAUUUAUGGUUGGGAUAGAGACCAUUAUAUGCACUCUACUAGUUCCAUAACAAUUUCCAUUAAUAUUACCAUAUAUUAAUAACGUUGUUGAUUAAAAACGCUAAUCCAAUUAUUUUUUUUUUCCUAUUCGGUAAGUGAGGUAAUAAGACAAGUUUAAUGUCACUGGAAUUAUGCCCAUGCAAAGUUUUAGUCGCUUGUCGACAUUAUAUUUUUUUUGUUGUUUAAUCGGUCUUCUAUUUUCGACGCCUGAGAAUAGUACUGUAUUCCUAUUUUAAAAUGUCCAGAGGACCCUGACUGAAUAACACUUAACUACGGGGAUGUAGCAAUACAGCAAUUAACACAUAUUAUACAAUAAGCUAAAUUAUAUAUUUUAAAGCCAAUUUAUGAUUUAGAAGUCAGGACAUGCGUUCAGGGAGAUGUUGUAAUUUUGUUGUUUUGCUCUUUGCAUUUUUAAGGUAUCAAUUGUAUUUAUAGACUUUUUCUUUUUAAAUCUUAUACCUGUUCACUUCUUAUAAAAUGCACCUUGAAAAUUAUAAAUUUAUUUGGGUGAAGGUUGUAAAUAUUUUACUAAUAAACACUUUUUAUAUAAAUCAAAUUAGUUAAAAAACGUCUAUAGAAUUGUCACAUACUAUUGUAUAUGGAAUUAAAUAUUAAUAUAUUUCUCUGUGGUUUCAUAA
Anneissia japonica is the source of this 2162-nucleotide messenger RNA. RefSeq lists its product as uncharacterized. The transcript has 5 exons. The record is from RefSeq and is a predicted model, not a curated record. The coding region runs from base 242 to 1255 and encodes 337 amino acids. NCBI's taxonomy places the organism in Eukaryota, Metazoa, Echinodermata, Crinoidea, Comatulida, Comatulidae.